This is a messenger RNA of Salvia miltiorrhiza (redroot sage), 1677 nucleotides long. RefSeq lists its product as uncharacterized. The transcript is spliced from 2 exons. NCBI's taxonomy places the organism in Eukaryota, Viridiplantae, Streptophyta, Magnoliopsida, Lamiales, Lamiaceae. The coding region runs from base 179 to 1555 and encodes 458 amino acids. The record is from RefSeq and is a predicted model, not a curated record.
CCUUCUUCUACCUGAACACAUUUUUUGUUUUUCACCCAGCAGCUGUUGCAGUUCUGAAAUCUUCAGCCCUUCUGGAGACUUCCACUUGUGUAAUUCUACCUGAAUUAGCGCCGGAUCGGGCCCGGGAAGCAGUUUCGGCGUGCAGAAGAAGAGAUCUUGUAGUUUUUAAAUUCUCAGAAUGCCAAAAGAUAGGAGGGUGAAUUCCUCAUCUUUUGACCGUUCUAUGGUGUCCCCUUAUUCUUGCAGCUCGAAGAUUUCAGAUCGCAAGAGUAGCAAAAGCUCUUUGCCUCAUGUCGGGGAUGAAAAGGAAUGGGAUGAAGUUCGAUGCCCCAUUUGUAUGGAGCAGCCCCACAAUGCUGUCUUGUUACUCUGCUCUUCCCAUGAGAAAGGUUGUCGUCCUUUCAUCUGUGACACAAGCUAUCGACACUCCAAUUGUUUUGAUCAGUACCGGAAGUCGUCAUCUGCAGCAGCAAAUUUACAUGCUUUAUUGGAAGAACAACCAUCUGAGCUUGUAUGCCCCCUCUGUCGAGGGACGGUCACAGGGUGGGAUGUCUUAUACCCUGCAAGAAAAUUCUUGAAUUCUAAGACAAGAAGUUGUUCUUUAGAAACUUGUAGCUUCAGUGGGAACUAUGCAGAGCUGAGGAAGCAUGCUAGGCUCGAGCACCCAUCUGGACGCCCAUCAGAGGCCAGUCCCAAUCGGCAGGCGUACUGGACAACGCUGGAGCAACAGAGGGACAUCGAGGAUGCACGUGUAUACCAGUCAGAUAUAGAGUAUGACUUAGAUGCGUGGACUGACUGGGAUGCAUUGGUUGCAGAUGACUUCUGGAAUGCAAGAAGCGGACUGCUUAGCUUGGAUGAGUGGGUGGGAGACGAUUUCUGGAGUGGAGGAAGCUUGUUCGACUUCCCGAGUGGUAUAUCUGACGUUGAGGACGAUCUAUCAACGUUAAGUGGUCUCUCGAUGCCAUUUUUCAGCCCAUACUUUUCUUCGCCGGAUGAUGACAUGUUGGAUUCCGGCAACUCAAGAAGUGAAGAUGAUGACAUGAUGGAUUCCGGCAACUCAAGAAGCGGAGCCGGAGGCGAUCGGUCCCAGUGGGCCACCGUAUCUGGUUUGAGAUUGAACGUUCAUUUGGGAAAUGUCGCACCAAGUUCAGGGUCCGGACCAACUUAUCAUAGUGAAGAUGAUGCAAAUGUUUCGAGGCCAAGAUCAAGCUAUCAAAGGGAAGCUGAUUCGUCAAAUUCAAGGUCGAGAUCGGGCCAUCACAGAGAAAAUGUUGGAACAAUUUCAAGUAAUAGAUCGAGCUAUCGCAGGGCAGACGAUCCUGCGAGUUCAAGGGCAAGCUAUUCGAGGUCGAACAAUUCAAAUGCUUCAAGAUCGAGAUCAAGGUAUUACAGAGAAAUUGAUCAUGGAAACUCAAGAAGGAGAUCAAGUUAUAGUAGGGAGAGGGAGCAGCGUGAUUCGAGAUCGAGGUUUCAUGGUAAUAGGGAUUUUACAAGGAGUUUUCGUGGCUCAUCAAGACAACAGCCGCCUAGUGAAACUGGUGGUCGACGAGAUUGAGAAUGUAAUAUUUUUGUAUUUGUUGCUUUCUUUUGGCCUUUCGGAUUUACCCCUUUCUUUAACUAUGUAAGCUUUGUAUUUUUUUUUCAUUUGUGGUUGAUCAUUAUCAUUUGAUUGGUUGA